This is a messenger RNA of Xyrauchen texanus (razorback sucker), 2667 nucleotides long. RefSeq names its product myozenin 2b (gene myoz2b). Bases 182 to 955 code for a protein of 257 amino acids. Gene Ontology annotation, molecular function: telethonin binding; FATZ binding; actin binding. Lineage: Eukaryota; Metazoa; Chordata; Actinopteri; Cypriniformes; Catostomidae. The transcript has 6 exons. The record is from RefSeq and is a predicted model, not a curated record. Gene Ontology annotation, cellular component: actin cytoskeleton; Z disc.
UGUAAGCUGGCAUUCCACUAACUCCCGCACACACCCCCACGCCAGUGUAAGUCAAGAGCAGAGUGUGCGACAAAGACAAAUCAGGCCGGAUCAAACUACCCAGAGUGACCUCUUCCUUUCAGAAGAUACAGGUAGAACCCAAGACACGCUGAGCACCGCUGGAAUUCUCAUUUCAGCCAUCAUGUCACAGUUCAGCACUCUUUCAGUGCGUGAGAGGAAGAUGCAGGCAGCAGCCCUUUGCCAUGAGGUCCAUGGCGGUGCCAACGGUGUUACUAUGGACCUGGGGAAGAAACUUUCCACUCCCAAAGACAUCAUGCUGGAGGAACUCUCUCUCCUGUCGAACCGAGGAUCUCGCCUUUUUAAGAUGCGGCAGCGGAGAUCAGACAAAUACACGUUUGAAAGUAUACAGAAUGAAGCCAACGCUAUUUUUCAUAAUGAUGAUCUUGCCAAUGCUGAAAACUCCACAGGUAAAGGAGGUGCGUCAAAAACACCACCAAACACACCAGAUCCCCGAAACCCUGCGAAUCCUGAGGACAUUGCACCUGGAUAUGGAGGCCCCUUGACAAACAUACCUCCAGAGAAGUUCAAUGCCACAGCCACGCCCAAAUCCUACCACUCGCCCUGGGAACAGGCCAUCAUCAAUGAUCCUACACUUGCCGAGUCACUCAAAAUGCACAUGCCUGCGCUCGAGCCUAAAGCAGAGAUGCCUGACUACAAAAGCUUUAAUAGGGUGGCUACUCCAUUUGGUGGUUUUGAAAAAGCCCCACGAGGGAUCACUUUUAAGCUUCCAGAGGUGGACUUGAAUGCCCACAGAUACCCAGAGCUCCAGGAUCAUUCAGCCAAGCGGCCCACUUUCAACAGGACCGCCCAGGGCUGGAUCUCAGAAGGCCUGCCUCUUAUUUUACCCACUGUCUCUCUGGAGCCUUUCGAGAUCCCUGAGUCUGAAGAUCUGUAACAGGGAUUCCACACCUUCCUUUCCCCUAAUCCCAAACUGCCUGAUUGUGGUAGAGGGUAUGGUAGUUGUCAUCUAAAGCUACUGAUUGUAGAACAGCUUUGUGUUUUAUUUCUUUUCUUUGUAUGUUAAACUAAAUUUGUGACUGCUGAUCUUGGAACAGCCCUUUCCACAUAUCAUUUUAGAGUGGAUGCCUCUGAGGAUCAGAAAUUAAAGGGGCAGUUCACCCAAAAAUGUAAAUUCUCUCAUCAUUUAUUCACCCUCAUGCCAUCCCAGAUGUGUGUGACUUUCUUUCUGCAGAACACUAAUGAAGAUUUUUAGAAGAAUAUUUCAGCUCUGUAGGUUCAUACAAUGCAAGUGAAUGGUGACCAGAACUUUGAAGCUCCAAGAAUCACAUAAAGUCAGCAUAAAAGUAAUCCAUAAGUCUCCAGUGGUUUAAUCCAUGUCUUCAGAAGUGAUACGAUAGGUGUGGGUGAGAAACAGAUCAAUAUUUAAGUCCUUUAUUUACUAUAAAUCUCCACUUUCACUUUCACAUUCUUCUUCUUGUGUUUUUGACAAUUCACAUCUUCGUGCAUGUCACCACCAACUGGGCAGGGAGGAGAAUUUAAUAUUAAAUAUUGACACCUACUGUAUCAUAUAACUUCUGAAGAUGUGAUUUAACCACUGGAUUACUUUUAUGCUGCCUUUAUGUGCAUUUUGGAGCUUCAAAAUUUUGGCACCCAUUCACUUGCAUUGUAUGAAGCUACAGAGCUGAAAUAUUCUUCUAAAAAUCUUCAUUUGUGUUCUGUUGAAGAAAGAAAGUCACACAUCUGAGAUAGCAUGAGGGCGAGUAAAUGAUGAGAAAAUAUUAAUUUAUGGGUGAACUGUCCCUUUAAGGAUCAAGCGAGUAUGUGAGGCAGCAUUCAUAAUCAUCAUCAGAAUUAAUAAAAACAUUGCAUUGCAACUGAUAGGCAAAAUAGUUCUGUUUAAGAAUAUCGCCAAACAAUCAUGACAACUUUAUGUUUAAUAAUUAAAUAAUUCUUUAAUAUUUUAAGUAACAGACUUUGAUGAACAUCAAAAGCAAAAGCGUAAAUUAAUUAUGAAUAUGCAACCUUUAUUAAUAACGUAUUUAUUUUUGUCCUAGACUCUAACCGUACAAUAUUUGCAACAUGCAUCUAAACCAAUAAGCAUAUAGAGAGUAUAAGUAUAUACUGUAGGUGUGUGUGUGUGUGUGUUUUAUUUUAUUAAUUAUUUUGAGUGCAAUGACUUAAUCUAGUGAUGAUUCAGGGUGUGGCAGAGGUUUAUUUUAUGCAUGGUCAUACUGUGAAACAUAACCAGUUUCUGAACAUUGUCUUGAACAACGUUCAAUAAUAUGUUCAGUACAGCAUCAAAUAAUAUUGAGGUUAUAAUUCUUUACUUUGUGAUGAAACAAUGUUGUGCUCUUCACUACGGUUAAGGCUCCAUCACAAAAACUCACUAUCUUUUAGAUAUUUACAGUCAAACCUGAAAUCAAAUUUAUAAGGAUGGAUCAAACGGUGGAAACAGACAUGUAAAUAUAACUUGAUGAGUGCCUGAACAUCCUGUUUGUACUGUAAAAAUCCCUACGUUUAUUUGUAUUCUUCCUCUUUUGGCGAAUGUUUCAGAUUAUAUUCAUAUUGUUUGAACCUUUCAUUUAAUUGUACUCGCAAUAAGUAGUGUACCACCAACACUGUGCAAUAAAAUGCAUAUGAAUGUCA